UAUGCAUUGUAAUUCUUAUUUAACAGGUGAUUUAGAUACUUCAAUCUCUUAUCCAAACCAGACAGAUUCAAUCAAUGAGUAACCCUGUUCUCAAAUGCAUUCUAAACCGAGAGCCAAGCAUCAUUGCGUAAGCGGGGUUGGUCCGAGGAAACACAUCUGGAUGCCUUCCUCACCCCACUUGAAGAUGCCAGGUACGUUUAGGGGGAUUGACUCCAAGUUUUGCUCUCCUACAAAGACCAUCCAAUCUUCAAGGUGAUUAUUGAACCUUUGGCUUGUUUUUCCCUGGAGUUUUAGCCAUAUUUAGUGCUCGAUACAGCACUGCCCAGAGAGAGACUUAACUUCAAUUACUAGUAUUAUCACAAAAUCAUGGAGGCCAAAACCCUACUUAAUCUGCGAGAAAUCCAUGAUUCCUUGAUUGAGAUAGCCCACAAGGCGGGCGAAAUUAUCACGACUGCUCUUCCAGCAGUAAGCAGUACCGGGUCGAAAAAGAACAGUGCGGACCUUGUCACAGAAUAUGACCGUGCCGUGGAAAACAUGAUCUCAACUACACUCAAGACCAAAUAUCCGCAAUACAAAUUCCAUGGAGAGGAGACCUAUGAUCCAGCACAGCCAUUGACAGAUGAGCCAACCUUCAUCGUCGAUCCAAUUGACGGAACCACAAAUUUUGUACAUGGUUUUCCCUGUGCCUGCAUAUCUCUUGGUUUUGCUAUUGAUCGCAAGCCUGUUGUCGGAGUAGUGUUCAAUCCAUUCACCAAAACACUAUACUCCGGAAUUCUUGGCCAGGGUGCAUAUCUGAACCAGGAGACCAAGCUCCCCCUCAAGGCCGAAAACCUGGAGCCACUGCACGGCCUUGACAACGCUCUGAUAGGCGUUGAAUGGGGUUCGGACCGCAGUGGUCCAAACUUUGAGACCAAAGUCCGCACAUUUGAGAAACUUGGCCGAGCAAAGGAGGAAGGCGGAGCGAUGGUUCAUUCUAUGCGAAGCAUGGGAUCAGCUGCACUCAACCUGUGUGCUGUUGCGGCCGGAACUCUAGAUCUCUACUGGGAGGGGGGUUGCUGGGAGUGGGAUGUUUGUGCUGGCUGGGUGAUCUUGAAAGAAGCGGGUGGCAUUAUCGCUGAUGGAAACCCUGGAAACUGGGAGCCGAGUAUAGAUGGUCGGAAAUACCUUGCUGUUAGAGCUUCCCCAGGUGGCGUUGGCCAGAAGGAGAUUGUUGAAGAGUUUUGGAGCUGUAUACAAGGUCGGCUCGAUUACUGAUCUCUCAUAUUGUCGAAUAGUUACAUGGCAGC
Penicilliopsis zonata CBS 506.65 is the source of this 1286-nucleotide messenger RNA. RefSeq lists its product as hypothetical. Gene Ontology annotation, molecular function: inositol monophosphate 1-phosphatase activity. The record is from RefSeq and is a predicted model, not a curated record. The transcript has 3 exons. Gene Ontology annotation, biological process: phosphatidylinositol phosphate biosynthetic process; signal transduction; inositol metabolic process. Bases 367 to 1254 code for a protein of 295 amino acids. Lineage: Eukaryota; Fungi; Ascomycota; Eurotiomycetes; Eurotiales; Aspergillaceae.